Molecule: messenger RNA, 891 nt
Organism: Stylophora pistillata
Lineage: Eukaryota; Metazoa; Cnidaria; Anthozoa; Scleractinia; Pocilloporidae
Biological process (GO): DNA integration
Molecular function (GO): nucleic acid binding
Source: RefSeq, a predicted model, not a curated record
AUGAAUUAUAUGCUUCAGAAGGCACAUGUUGCACAUUUUGGCCCAGAGUCAAUCAUACGACACUGUCAAGAUAUCAUAUUCUGGCCCGGUAUGCGGAACGAUAUACGGAAUGCUUGCCAAUCGUGUGGGACAUGUGCCCAAUUUCAAACACAGAAUUCGAAAGAACCCAUGAAGAGCCACCCCAUCCCACAGUAUCCCUGGCAAUUCUUAAGCCAAGACCUCUGCAUGUUUGAGUCGCACACUUACCUUAUCACUGCGAAUCCCUACUUCGACUUUAUCGAGGUCGACGAGGUCGAAAACACUCUAGCCAGCACCAUUGUGCCCAAAACAGAGACCCACUUCGCUCGUCAUGGAGUCCCUGAAACACUCCCUAACCGACAACGGACCUUAUUCAUUGGAACCGAGUUCGAAGUACUUUGUGGAAAAUACCAAAUUCAACACAUUACCAGCUCCCCCUAUUGGCCAAAAGGAAACGGCAAAGCAGAAGCCGCUGUCAAGAUAGUGAAGCAGAUUCUAAAGAAGUCAGGACCCCGCCAUCUACAAGAAGCCCUCCUCACCUAUCGCAAUACUCCACAGGCAGGACACAUCAUGAGCCCAGCCCGAAGAAGCAUGGGGCGACGCAUCCGUGGACUACUCCCAGUCUCCCAAGUCCUCUUAUUGCCAAAUUACAACACCGCAGCAUCUGUCCACGACACUAUUGCAGCAAAACGUGCAAAGGCCAAGCAACACUAUCAUACGACGGCGAACACUAAUCUACCCCCAUUCGGAAUCGGCGACUUUGUCUACGCCAAACCAGCGCCAAACCACAAGUCAGGCCCUUGGCUUUAUGGGCUUGUCACUGCAAUACCAGCUCCCCAAUCUUACAUUAUUGAGACCCCCCCACAGGGCUAA